This is a messenger RNA of Plasmopara halstedii, 450 nucleotides long. Its product is annotated as Uracil-DNA glycosylase-like. NCBI's taxonomy places the organism in Eukaryota, Oomycota, Peronosporomycetes, Peronosporales, Peronosporaceae. Bases 1 to 450 code for a protein of 149 amino acids. The transcript is spliced from 5 exons. The record is from RefSeq and is a predicted model, not a curated record.
AUGGCAGGGAUCUUCGACAGGUUUCGUUUUUCCAAACGUGAGGGCGACGACGACACAGAAAGUACUAGGAAUAUUUCAACAACUGUUGCAGGUCCUGCAAAAAGGCGAAAGAACAUUCACAAUGAGCUAGAAAGCGAAAUUGGAGCUCAAAGAAGUCACAAAUGGCAAGAACGAUGGCACGCCAUAUGUGACGAUUGUUUUAAGCAAGUUCGACCUUGCAAACACUACUCAGAGCGUCGCCUGCGCUUGCUUAUCGUAGGGCACAAUCCCUCCGAUCACGCAUGGAGGACUGGCUAUUCAUAUAGCAAUCCAACUAAUCGCAUGUGGAUGCUAUUGACUGGAACCAUGUCACCUUACUCUUGGGAGGGAAUUAUUCCAUCAUCGGCAAAAAUUAGGUACACCAACAACAACCCGGAAAUGAUGCUUCAAAGUUCGGCAAAGCAACAAUGA